AUGUUAUCAGUGUUUAGAUCGAAGAACUUUAACGCCGACAAGUUCGAGAAACAUCUGAAGGAUCUAUCGCGAAAGAUCCUGUCAAAAGAGAAGGCGCUGGAUCGUUACCAGAAGAACAAGUCGCACUACAAAAAAGCCAGUCUUUUAUAUCUUGUUGGGCUUUAUCUUAGUUAUGUGUCGUAUUUAUAUUUCUCUACAGAUAAACUGGGUCGACAGCAUUGGGUGCACGUUUUGGCCUCUCCAUUGGCGAUAGUGUUGGUUAAUGUUGCUAUUGAGCGUUUUUACAGUUAUUUGAUCGCCAAAACCUCUCGACAGCUGGAAUCUUUAAGAGAGCAACAUCAGGACAAAAUAUCAGAACUAAAGGAGAAAACCAAUUUCGACAAAACAAACGAGCUUUUGAACCGGUUCUCGAACGGUGAGGACCUCAAGGAGCUCGAGAGCGAGGCACAGGAAAUCAAUAAACGCAAACAGGAGUAUUUACAACUGAUCAAAGACGGCAAGGCUCCGAGCCUUGAAUCGGCCUCCAAAGACACAAAGACGUUUUAUGACCAGUUCUUCAACCUGCUUCUUGGCAGUGACGAGCUGGGACCCGACAUGCGCUACGCACUCAUUUGCAAAUCGUGUUUCCAGCACAACGGACUGGCUCCUAAAGGUGUGGAGCCAGACAGGGUGAAACAUAAUGGCAUUGACCAUGUCUCCGUUAUGUUCUUUCAAGGCCUUCACAGCCUUGGCACGAGAAACGUUGGUUUGCUCGACAAUGAUUCCAAUGUCAGCGGCGUCGAGUCCGGUCUCGUCGACCUCCUCAUCGUCGUCAUCCUCAGUAGGCUUCGAGUCAGCCAAAGAAGCGGCCUGCAAGUCGGCAGUGAUGGAUUCUGGGUCCUUUGGAGCCUCACCUUCCUUAACGGCAGCAGCAGCUUGCUGAGCAGCCUCUUGGGCGGCAGCAGCCUCGGCGUAUCUCUUGUUCAGGUCCUCGACCUUGGCCUCACCGAACACGACGUACGAUCCAGCAACAGAUCUGUACACUUCUGGGUUGUCAAUGGCCAGGAUGAAGUUGCCCUUCUUUCUGAAGGUGACUCUGGAGAUUCCGUUAACUUGCUUCAAUCCGAGCUUGAGGAUGAGCUGUCUGGCCUUCUUCUCGUUCUUGGACAGGACGUGGACUUCAGCUCCGUCUGGGAUUUGGUUUUCGUUGAUUUCUUCGAUUUGUGCAGAGGCCAUUUUGAUGGUGAUGAGAUUGUAUGGAGAAUUUUUCAAGUCGUCGAAAAAAAGAUGGAGCCGGUUACGAGCUCCGCGCUCGAGUAG
Molecule: messenger RNA, 1299 nt
Organism: Ogataea philodendri
Lineage: Eukaryota; Fungi; Ascomycota; Pichiomycetes; Pichiales; Pichiaceae
Exons: 2
Coding region: 1-1299 (432 amino acids)
Biological process (GO): endoplasmic reticulum tubular network organization
Cellular component (GO): endoplasmic reticulum tubular network
Source: RefSeq, a predicted model, not a curated record